Messenger RNA from Thlaspi arvense, 960 nucleotides. The record is from the annotation of a GenBank genome assembly. NCBI's taxonomy places the organism in Eukaryota, Viridiplantae, Streptophyta, Magnoliopsida, Brassicales, Brassicaceae.
AUGACUUUUUUUGUGGACUGGAAACUGAAAUACCGUUUGAUGAUUCAUGAACUAUCUGUUCAAAAAAAAUACAUGGAGUGGACAAAUUCUUCACUCAGCGAAAAAAAAAAAAAAAUUUUGAUUGAUAGAAUAAAGACAAUUAGAAAUCAAACAGAAGAAAUUUCAAAAGAAAAAGAAAACCAAACUACUAGAACUACUAGUUGUAACAAACCGCGUUAUGAUUCUAAAAGAAUGGAGUCAUCAAAAAAAAGUUGGCAGGCAUUCAAAAGAAAAAAUACCCGAUUAAUUCUUAUGACCUAUGCUCUUUAUCACAUGCAUAUGUAUUUUACAAAUUAUCACAAAUUCAAGUUAGCUGUUCUUGAAUAUAACAUAUGCAUAACAUCCUUUUUUGUUAAGAAUAAAAUAAAGGAUUUUUUUCAAGAACAAGGACUCCUUAAUUAUGAAUUAAAAGAUAAAAUCUUUUUUAAUUCGGAAGUCAAUCCAUGGAAAAACUGGUUACGAAGUCAUUCUCAAUACAAUUUACCUCAGAUUGCAUGGGCUAGAUUAGGGAAAUUCCGCAUAGAAAAUAUUUGGAUUGGAGAAUUCUCAACUUUUGGUUUAGAAAAAAAGUCAAUAUUGAGCCCUGGGUUGAUACCAAGAGUCAAAAAAAAAUAUAUUAAGACUAACAUUCAGAAUUAUCAAAGAAUUGAUAAAAUAACUAAUAAGGAUCUUGCCAAUCCAAAAAGUUUAUUUUUUGAUUGGAUGGGAAUAAAUGAAGAAAUACUAAAUCGUCAAGAAAAAGACUCGGCAGGUCAAGGAGAGCUUGAAUCAGAUAAAGAAAAAAAAAAUAUUGAAGAAAAUUAUGAAGAAUCGACGAUAACAAAACUAUAUUGUCUCUUGGUUAGACUAAAAAAUCCAAACGAGAUAGCGAUAUCUUCUAUUGAAAGAGGAGAGAUGAGGCCUAGAUAUUCUAAUGAUUGA